This is a messenger RNA of Solea senegalensis (Senegalese sole), 2280 nucleotides long. RefSeq names its product GTP binding protein 4 (gene gtpbp4). Gene Ontology annotation, biological process: ribosomal large subunit biogenesis. Gene Ontology annotation, cellular component: nucleolus. Gene Ontology annotation, molecular function: RNA binding; GTP binding; GTPase activity. The transcript is spliced from 17 exons. NCBI's taxonomy places the organism in Eukaryota, Metazoa, Chordata, Actinopteri, Pleuronectiformes, Soleidae. The coding region runs from base 58 to 1962 and encodes 634 amino acids. The record is from RefSeq and is a predicted model, not a curated record.
AGCCCUCGCUCUUUCCUUUCCUCUGGUGCCGUCAGCGGACUAUCGUGUCCCGACAAAAUGGCACUUUAUAACUUUAAGAAGAUUAUGGUGGUUCCCACCGCAAAGGAAUUCAUCGACAUCACUUUAUCGAAAACUCAGCGGAAAACUCCCACAGUGGUGCACAAACAUUACCAGAUCCACCGCAUCCGACACUUUUACAUGCGAAAGGUGAAGUUUACUCAGCAGAACUACCACGACCGCCUCACGCAGAUCCUCACCGACUUCCCCAAGCUCGACGACAUCCACCCGUUCUAUGCUGAUCUGAUGAACGUGUUGUAUGACAAGGAUCAUUACAAACUGGCUUUGGGUCAAAUCAACAUCGCAAAGAAUCUCAUUGACAAUGUUGCCAAAGACUAUGUGCGUCUGAUGAAGUACGGAGAUUCUCUGUAUCGGUGUAAACAGCUGAAGAGAGCAGCUCUGGGUCGUAUGUGCACCAUCCUGAAACGACAGAAGUCCAGUCUGGAAUAUCUGGAGCAAGUGCGUCAGCAUCUUUCCCGUUUGCCGUCCAUCGAUCCCAACACGAGGACCCUGCUUCUGUGUGGUUACCCCAAUGUGGGCAAGUCCAGUUUCAUCAACAAGGUGACCAGAGCAGAUGUUGACGUGCAGCCGUAUGCUUUCACCACCAAGUCUCUGUUUGUGGGUCACAUGGACUACAGAUAUCUGCGCUGGCAGGUGGUGGACACCCCUGGAAUCCUGGACCACCCUCUGGAGGAGAGGAACACCAUUGAGAUGCAGGCCAUCACGGCGCUGGCUCACCUGCGAGCAGCUGUCCUCUACGUCAUGGAUGUGUCAGAGCAGUGCGGUCACACGCUGCAGGAGCAGCUGGAGCUCUUCAACAACAUACGGCCACUGUUCGCCAACAAGCCUCUCAUCAUCGUGGCCAACAAAUGUGACGUGAAGAAGAUCGAGGAGCUGCCGGAGGAGAAUCAGAAAAUCUUUGCGGACCUUUCUGCCGAGGGAAUCUCUGUGAUAGAGAGCAGCACUCUGACCGAGGAGGGAGUCAUUCAGGUUAAAAAUGAGGCCUGCGACCGUCUCCUCGCUCAUCGUGUCGACACCAAGAUGAAGAGCAAGAAGGUCCACGAUGUCCUGAACCGCCUCCACCUGGCCAUGCCUGCCAAGAGAGACCAGAAGGAAAGACCUCCGUUCAUCCCAGAGGGGGCGCUGCUGCGCAGGAAGGCGAUGGAGGUGGACACACCCAAACGCAAACUGGAGCGAGAUCUGGAGAUGGAGCUUGGCGACGACUACAUCCUGGACCUGCAGAAAUACUGGGACCUGAUGAACGAGGACGAGAAGAGCGAUAAGAUCCCUGAAGUGUGGCAGGGUCACAACAUUGCAGAUUACAUCGACCCUGACAUCAUGAAGAAACUGGAGGACCUGGAAAAGGAGGAGGAGCUAAAGGAGCGAGCGGGAGAGUAUGACUCCGAUGAGGAGAGUGAGGAUGAGGAGAUGCAGGAGAUCCGCGCUCUGGCCAAACAGAUCCGCAGCAAGAAGCAGCUCAUGGUCCUCACGUCCAAAGAGAAGGACGUGCACGGACCUCGCAUGCCCAGGACUGCCACCAAGGUUGAAAAGAAGAAGCUAGAGAAGGAGAUGAGGGGACUUGGCCUGGAUGUCAACGACAAUGAGGAGAGUCAUUACGUUCAACAGGUGCGACGAUCACGCAGCGUCGCUAAGAAACGUAAGCGUGAAACUUCGGCCCCUCCCACCUCCAAAACUCGCAGCCAGAGCGCCUCCCGUCCACCAAGAGACCAGUCUGGUUUAAGAGACCCCAAGAUGGCAAAGAAGGCAAAGAAAAUGAUGAAAAACUCCCAGAAAGACAUGAACCGCCUGGGCAGGAAGGGCGAGUCGGACAGACACGUGUUUGACCUCAAACCCAAACACCUGAUGGCGGGGAAGAGGAAGUCGGGCACCACAGAUCGCAGAUAAAACCCGCUUUUCUUUUUAAACUGGACUCAUGAAGACAUCACUCAUUCAUUUUACGCUGUUUCUCUAACAGCGCAGAGAACAUGAAAUCUCUUAACUCUUGGUGUGUAGCUGUCAGGGAAAGGCACUACCUCCAUCCCAAAUGAUGAAUAAUUAGAAAAAUAAGUGUCUUUUGUUCAUUGUGUUGUUAAAAGUCUGCAUCUGGAGACAGGAACAGAGACUGCUGAGUUUACUUCAGAUAAAGUGAUCAUGGCCUCGAGUUUCCUCUGAAGAAAUAUUCCUUCACCAGGAAGCCAAAUAAACACCCACCUUUAACAAAAA